UCAUGCCGGAACCUUCCCGCUCUGCGCCGGCCCCCAAAAAGGGCUCCAAGAAGGCCAUCACCAAGGCGCAGAAAAAGGAUGGCAAGAAGCGCAAGCGCGGCCGCAAGGAGAGCUACUCUGUCUACGUGUACAAGGUGCUGAAGCAGGUGCAUCCCGACACUGGCAUCUCGUCCAAGGCCAUGGGCAUCAUGAACUCCUUCGUCAACGACAUCUUCGAGCGCAUCGCUAGCGAGGCGUCGCGCUUGGCGCACUACAACAAGCGCUCGACCAUCACGUCCCGCGAGGUGCAGACUGCCGUGCGCCUGCUGCUGCCCGGGGAGCUGGCCAAGCACGCCGUGUCCGAGGGUACCAAGGCCGUCACCAAGUACACCAGCUCCAAGUGAGCGCGCCCCGGGCGCCCAAACCCAAAGGCUCUUUUCAGAGUCACCUUCAAGCUCAAAAAGGC
Messenger RNA from Octodon degus (degu), 445 nucleotides. Its product is annotated as histone H2B type 3-A. The record is from RefSeq and is a predicted model, not a curated record. The coding region runs from base 3 to 383 and encodes 126 amino acids. The transcript has a single exon. Lineage: Eukaryota; Metazoa; Chordata; Mammalia; Rodentia; Octodontidae. Gene Ontology annotation, cellular component: nucleosome. Gene Ontology annotation, molecular function: structural constituent of chromatin; protein heterodimerization activity; DNA binding.